AUGGAUCGUUUCAACUCCACUCACGAGGAGCUUUCGGGCACCAUCCCAUCUGACAAAAUCUUGUUGCUUCCUCAGCCAACAGAAUCACCUAAUGACCCCCUCAACUGGAGCUACUGGCGCAGAAUGUGGUCUGCUGCUUUGGUGUUGUACAUAACCGCUCUAACAGCAGCCACUUCCAACAGUGCUGGUGCUGCGGGCACAGCGCUGGUCGAAGAAUAUGGCAUUGGCUGGGGAGUUCAGAACACUGCUGCGGGUGUUUUGUUCUUGGGCAUUGGCUAUUCGUGCCUGGCACUGUCGUCUGCCAACUGGUUGUAUGGCAGACGUAUCUCAUACAUCAUCUGUCUGAUCUCUUCAAUCAUCGGUAGCGUCUGGUUCGCCCGAUCCGAUGGCAAGGCGGAUACUAUCCUUUGUCAGUUAUUCCUGGGAAUUUCUGAGUCUGUUGCAGAGGCAACCGCACAACUGUCUCUGACAGACGUUACCUUCCAACACCAGCGUGGUUCCGUUUUGGGUGUUUAUGUGCUUGCGACCUCGGUUGGUACUUUCCUCGGGCCCAUGCUUUCUGGUUUCAUCGCGGAUAGUCCGCUCGGCUGGCGCUGGAUGGGCUGGUUUGCUCUGAUCAUCUCCGGCUGUACUCUGGUCGUCUUCUACUUCGGUCUUGAAGAAACUGCUUUCGAUCGUGACAGCAUCUUGGAUGGACUGGCCACUGGGCGUAGCUCCGCUGAGACUGAAAUUGACGAGACCAACAACGACCAUAGUCCUAGAAAGGGCAAUUUGAUCCCGAACGGCUCUGACCUGGUCCCAAAGUCGUACUGGGAUCGCAUAGCUCUCAUUACGCCAUCACCUACAUUGAUCGGAACAGGAUUCAAGCAAUACAUGCGCCGCACUUUCCACACCCUACGUGUAUUCUACUUCCCAGCCGUCAUCUAUUCCGGUUUGCAGUGGGGCAUGCAAGAUGCCUUUCUCUCCUUCUACAUGACGGUCGAAGACGACAAUUGGACUUCAGAGCCCUACAACUAUGGCGACCGCGCGGAUGCGAUCAUGUGCAUUCCAACCCUUAUCGGUGCCGUCGUAGGAUGUGUCUAUGGAGGCUGGUUCUCCGACGUCUUUGUGCGCUGGAUGGCCAAACGUCGCGGAAACAUCUCCGAGGCCGAAGACCGCCUUUGGCUUAUGUAUCUCCCCGCCAUCAUUUCACCAGUCGGUCUUAUCCUUUUCGGUAUGGGCACACAGCGCGUGUGGCCGUGGCCGGUUCCUUAUGUUGCUUUGGGCUUCAUUGGUUUUGGUUUCGGUUGUGGAGGUGACCUGACCAUGGCCUACCUCAUGGAUUGUUACCCGGACGCAGUUCUCGAAGGCAUGGUUGGUGUAGCUGUUUACAACAACUCGCUGGCUUGCAUCUUCACUUUUGUAUGCUCGAUCUGGCUCGAUGCUCACAGUCUCACUCAAGUCUUCGUCACACUUGGAUGCGUGAGCUUUGGUGUUAUGUUCCUGGGUACAAUCGUCAUGAUGUAUUUCGGCAAGGCUGCCCGCAGGUGGACCGCUAACAAGUACAAGGAAUUCCUCUAUAUCAGAGGAUCGGUGUAG
This is a messenger RNA of Aureobasidium subglaciale EXF-2481, 1578 nucleotides long. RefSeq lists its product as uncharacterized. Gene Ontology annotation, molecular function: transmembrane transporter activity. NCBI's taxonomy places the organism in Eukaryota, Fungi, Ascomycota, Dothideomycetes, Dothideales, Saccotheciaceae. Gene Ontology annotation, biological process: transmembrane transport. The coding region runs from base 1 to 1578 and encodes 525 amino acids. The transcript has 3 exons. The record is from RefSeq and is a predicted model, not a curated record.